Messenger RNA from Cydia fagiglandana, 2245 nucleotides. Its product is annotated as ATP-sensitive inward rectifier potassium channel 11-like. Gene Ontology annotation, molecular function: inward rectifier potassium channel activity. The coding region runs from base 272 to 1903 and encodes 543 amino acids. The transcript is spliced from 10 exons. The record is from RefSeq and is a predicted model, not a curated record. Gene Ontology annotation, biological process: potassium ion import across plasma membrane; regulation of monoatomic ion transmembrane transport. Lineage: Eukaryota; Metazoa; Arthropoda; Insecta; Lepidoptera; Tortricidae. Gene Ontology annotation, cellular component: plasma membrane.
GAUAAAGCUGAUUGCGCCUCGAUAACACGUUGCCGGAGAGAGUCGGAAGAAAACUGGUUCCCGGGAAUAUUGCUUUACGGAAUUUUUUACAUUCUUCAUUGAGUUUGCUGAUCAAACUCAUGGUAUUAGAAAAAAAUUGCAACGUAAAAAUAUGUGUUAAAAGUGAACUCCGGUUGUGCGUGAAAAGUGAAUUGAUUAAAAUAUGUCUGUAUGGAAAAGUGUUAUUUAUUACUUUUAUUAGGUGUAAUUUUACCUAUUGAAAGUUGAAACGAUGGAAAAAGACCAACUAAUAAAAGGUGUUGAAUUUAACCAAAUAAAUCAACUGUAUGAAGAAUGUUUGACUUAUUUACAAUCAAACAUUAAACACAGUCCCAAUGACAUGAAAGAACUCAAUUUGGAUCCCGAAGAACAUGUAUCGAAUGAGGAUGACGAUGGUGUUAUAUACGAAACUAUACAAGAUAAUAAAACACUUAAUGGGUUUAUAGAAUCGGCAAAACCCGAUUUCAUAGUUGUAAAUGAAUUAAAAAAUGAUAAAUCAAAGAGUGUUGAUUCAGUAAGAUCAGAAAUUAAGUCGGAGAGACUCAGAAAGCUAUCUCAAACUUUACCUAGGAUAAUAAUUACUCAGAGUGAUGCAAGCUUGAAUGUCAAUAAGAAUAAGAAAUUGAUUUACGAAUUUCAGAAACCCAAAGUACCAAGUGUUGCUAAGAAACAUCAAAUAGUACAAAACAGCUUCGUCAAAAAUCCACCGCCACUUCGCAACCGUUCAGCUUACGGUGACUUCCCCAAGAGAUUAGUAUCUAAAGGUGGGGGCGAGAAUGUGGCCCUCAUAUCUAAUGUCCCGUUUGAGAAGAUUCGACUAUUGAAUGAUUCAUUUCAUACUCUGAUCAAUCUCCGCUGGCGUUGGAUCGUAAUCGGCACGGUGGUCGUCCACUUCACCAUGUGGGCGGUGUUCGCCCUGUUCUGGUACAUCACGGCGCUGGCACAUUACGACUUCGAACCAGAUCCUCCUAACAGGCCAUGUAUUACGGGGGGAAAGGACUUCAUAACAAUCUUCUUGGCUUCUGUUGAGGCUCAGACAACAAUCGGUUUCGGAGAUCGUGCCAUAGAUGAAGAAUGUCCAGAAUCCAUAUUUCUGUUUAUUAUUCAGUUAAUCCUGGGUACCGGUCUGUCUGGAGUUCUAACUUGCGUCGUCUACGCCAAACUCACACGGCCAGAGAAGCUCUCCAGAGAUGGCGUUGGCUUCAGCAAAAAAGCUGUGAUCAGCAUCCGUGACGGGCGCCUCUGCCUGAUGAUGCGCGCUUGGGAUCUCAACUACGACCACAUCAUCAGCUCCGAGUUCACUGCCCACUUUAUCAACACAUACAGAACAAAAGAAGGGGAGAUAAUCCGGUACUACGCGCGCAGUUUGACACUGAAGCACCGUCAGUUCCUGCUGUGGCCCGUGACGCUAGUUCACGAGAUCGACGAGGACAGCCCCCUCUACCGAUACACGCCUGAUGACAUCAGAAACAUUAGUUUUGAAAUAACGGUUGGGUUGAAAGGGGCAUCCUCAUCCUUGGGCACUUUCACACAGAGCCAGACUUCUUACAUGCCCAAAGAGGUGAUUUGGGGACACCGGUUUCCUUCUGUUGUCAAAUACAACGUUCGCAAGCAGAAAUACGCUAUAGACCACACAAAGCUGGACACCAUCGAGCCGGUAGAGACACCGCUUUGCAGCGCUUGUGAGCUUGACAAAUUCAUGAAGUCUCAGUCGCCACCCCCCUCGCCCCGCACCCCCGGCACGCCCGGCACCCCCGGCAGCUUCAGCGACCAGCUUUCGGGAUUUCAACUCUCUCGCUCGUCCUCAUUCCGCAAGAAGAAACCUACCGAUCACAAAUCUAUGCCUAAUUUUCUAAAAGCUUGAGUAGAUUUCCAAAAAAUGGGGCAGUUUUUAUUUUCUAGCAACUAGAACGAACUCAUCUCCUAAUAGUAGUCAUGAUUCUAAGUAAGAAUACCUAAAAUUUCUUGAAAUACGAAAAACACCUGCACUAUAACGAUUUCUUAAAACUUUUUACUGUAACAAUGUGGAAUCUUUACCUCACUUGUUGUAAUUGGUAAGAAUACAUGUUUUAUACCUAUUGAAAUAUCAAGGUGUAUUGUUUAAGAAUACAUAUAGCACAUAUAUUGUUAAAGUCUGUUUCAUAAAUCAUAAACAUUAAGUUAUCAACGCAUACAACUGAUUAUUGUAUUAAAAAUACUACGUACA